Messenger RNA from Acaulospora morrowiae, 405 nucleotides. Lineage: Eukaryota; Fungi; Glomeromycota; Glomeromycetes; Diversisporales; Acaulosporaceae. The record is from the annotation of a GenBank genome assembly.
ACAAAAAUUAAAGAUUACAUAACAAGAUUGAUUUAUUGCGAUAUGCUGGGGUAUAAUGUAGAAUUUGGUCAUAUUCAUGCUGUCAAAUUGACUCAAAGUGCCAAAGGAUUAUGGGACAAACGCGAUCUGAGGAGUAGUAAUCAUCUUGAAGUAUGUUCUGCCCUGACAGCUCUAUGUCAUGUGAUGAAUGCAGAUAUGAUACCUGCAGUAUUCAAUCUCGUGGAAGAGAAAUUGUCCCAUCCAAAAGAUUUAGUCAGGAAGAAAGCGAUUAUGGUUUUUAAUAGAUUGUUUCACAACGCACCGGACUUAAUGACACAUCUCGAUGAAAAAUUUCGUCAUAUGUUAUCUAAUAGGGACCCAGGAGUUUUAUGCGCGAUUCUAUGUCUUUUUGUAGAUUUUGUCAAG